This is a messenger RNA of Sinocyclocheilus rhinocerous, 3159 nucleotides long. Its product is annotated as ceroid-lipofuscinosis neuronal protein 5-like. Lineage: Eukaryota; Metazoa; Chordata; Actinopteri; Cypriniformes; Cyprinidae. The record is from RefSeq and is a predicted model, not a curated record. Gene Ontology annotation, molecular function: hydrolase activity, acting on glycosyl bonds. Gene Ontology annotation, cellular component: lysosome; lysosomal membrane. Gene Ontology annotation, biological process: lysosome organization. The transcript is spliced from 4 exons. The coding region runs from base 158 to 1123 and encodes 321 amino acids.
UGUAGCCCGUAACAAAAAAGCUCGUGACUGACCAGAUGACUCAGUUUAGAGAGUCACGUGACCAGUGUUCUCUAAACUCGGGAUGUGAGACAGAAACAAUCAUUUAGACUGCUGCAGGUCGGACAGCACGUUAGUGUUUCUGCGAGCCUGUGCGGACAUGAACUGUAUGGUUUACUUCAUUCACGCGGCGCUGCACUGUUGGAUUGUGGGACAGCAGGUCUGGCCAGAGCCUUACAAGCGACUUGACCGGCGUCCAGAUGUUGAUCCCUACUGCCAGGCUUUAUACCCAUUCUGCCCGAGCGGGGAUCCAGACGGCCGGAUGCCCGUGAUGAGAGACUCGGACAUCAUCUCAGUGUUCAGACUGCAGACUCCGGUGUGGGAGUUCAAAUAUGGAGACACGCUGGGAAAGUUUCAUGUCAUGCAUGAUGCCGUUGGCUUUGGAAGCGCAAGAACGGGCAGAAACUUCACCUUGGAGUGGUACGAGCUGUUUCAGCUGGGGAACUGCACUUUUCCGCACGAGAGAGCGAGCGUGAGCGCACCUUUCUGGUGUAAUCAGGGAGCCGCGUGCUGCUAUGACGGCAUCGAUGACGUUCACUGGAAACAGAACGGCACUCUGGAGAAGAUCGGAGAGAUUUCAGGCGAGAUGUUCAAUGAGAUGGCUCGCUGGGUUCAGGAGGACAAUGAAACGGGUGUUUAUUAUGAGACUUGGACGGUGAAGUCAGAUCCUGGUGCAAACUCCACCACGUGGUUUGAGUCCUACGACUGUUCUCAGUUUGUGCACCGCACGUAUAAGACGUUACUGGAUAUGGGUGCCGAACUGUCCAGCCAAACGCCAACAUAUUACACCAAGAUCUAUCUGUACAGCGGAGAGCCGCUCUAUUUGGGAGACGACUCCAUCUUUCAACAGUCUUCCACGAAAGAUCUCGCCACAGACAUCAAGAAGUUCUACCACUCGUUCCGCUCUCACCAGUCAGUCGUAGAAAUGAUUGGGAGCUUGUUGGAGGCUUUUGAAAAGAUGGUCCUAGAGAAGACCUUCUACUUCUACUACAACUCUGAAUAUUGGAAGCUGCCGAUGAAAUAUCCUUACGUUAAAAUAACCUAUGAGGAGAUUCCUUUACCAUAACCACUGUAUUGUUUUUGCCUAAACGAUAUAAAAAAAACCUCAAAUUAUUUUUGCUACUAAAUAAAAUUACAUUUUAAAUUUUCUAUUUCCAUUCCAGAUGAUGUCAGAUUUAUCAGAUAAAGUGUUAAUAAUUUAUACUAAGGCAAAAAUCCUUUUUAAUGUUUUAUUGUUGUUGCUGUAAUAUUGCUGCCUUAAUGUAAAUGAUCUGUAAAACAGCCACACAAUUUUUCUCACAAUGUUUAUUCGUCCUUAUUUCAAUAAAAGACAAUGUGCAUGUUUUUACAACAACACAAAAAAGAAAUGUGAUGCUUUCAUAUUCGCAAUACAAGCAAUAUGCUCACUUGCUUCAGAAAAAAAAUCAAAUGCACAAGCACUGGGUUUGAUGCUAUUUGUACAUUUUUCUAAUUUCCUAUGCUCUGGUUUACAUUGAGUUGAUGUAAUGCGUGCGCUUCAGCUUGCACUUCCAAAAAGCUAGUCUAACAAAAAGCCUUUCGUGUCAAAUUGGCAAGAUAUGCGCUGCUGACUAAAGCCGAGCUCGUGUGUUUUAAUUUGUAUGUGAACUACAGGGCUGUGGCUUCCCUUUUCUGAUCGUUUUCAGGAAUAUUUCACUUUCAAAUGCUGGCAGGAAUCUUAGUUUACUUAAUUUAGUCGCUACAACAAUUUGCAAAAGCUAAAACAGCUUUAAUUCUGGAUAACGGGUAAAAAAAAUAAAAAUAUUACAUUCUAUUGACUAAUGAUAUAAUAUGCAUAUAAAUCGACAAGGAGCCUCUCACUCAAAGCUUAACUAUCAAUAUAAGCCGAUUAAUAAUAAUAAAAAGUAUAUCGAUAAAUUACACUGAUCAAAUCUAAUUACAAGGGUACAAAGAUCCAUCAAGAGGAGUAAUUCCAACACAUCAUCUGAAAGAGAUCAGCACAGAAACACUUCAAACCUCCACAGAAGGUGCGCGAGAAAUAAGUAUUUCUAUUUAUAUCAAACACACAGCAUUUUAUAUACAGACACAUGGGACUUCCUUCUUAAAGGAAAAUGUUUUCACUGCUUCACUCCAAUAUUGAAUCAUAUUGAACUGAAACGAAGGGGCUGCGUUGCGUGCAUAUCCAGACUAAUUCAUUCAUUAUAUGGUCGUAUCCCAUUCAAUUUGUCAUUGCACAACAUUCUUCAUGCAAUCUAAUAGAAACCAAUCAACGCUUCAUUGUAUCCCUAAGAUGCUUUUACAAUAUUCUUCCAAAUCUGAGGACACAGGUGUGCUGUGAGCCGAACACUGAUCCUUUCGUUUCCUUCCUCUCUGACAUACCUGAGACCUUGAAAAUAUGCGGUUUUAUUAUUCUGCGCCCUCUUCCCUGCUACACCAAAAUAUGAGCAACUAAACCACCAGAUAUAUAUAAGGUGCAUAUUAUUCACUAUACAUCUUUGUACAAAAGCACUGCAAUACCAAACCUGUUAUAUUACAAAAUGUUUGAAUCACAUAAAAUAUAGUUAAUCAUCUAUCUACAUAAACCAAAAGCCCAACCCUGAUGGCUGUGCACUUCUUUUUAUCUGUGUUGGUUGAACACAGUGAGAGGCCACUAGUUAGCAAGGGACAACCACUCUCACUAGUGUUAUGGCUUUUCAUGCCACUAGGAGGAGCUGCUGAAGAUUCCUAGUGAGAACCUGCUACACAAAGUAGCCUUCUGAUUGGUCGGAUUAAUAAAAACGCUAGAAGCUGGGAUGGGCUCCAACAUCCCUGUGGACAAGCAUUUGGGAAAAUGGAUGGUUAGUUGCUUAAAUGUUGAGCCACUGAAGACAGAUACACAGCGGGACUAAGAAAUAGUGAAGCAUCUGCUGAGAAUGUCAACAAAGACAAAGAGCCUAUUCAUCUAGAUGCAUGAAUAAUGAAAAUCUGCAUCUAAAUAAAACAGCUUUCAGUUGCAGUUUCUUUUCUAGAUGAAAUUUCUCAUUUUUGUCCUGCAAAAUAACCUGAAAAUGUAACUUACACUAUAUACAUGUUAUUCCAUGUACAGCAAUCCUUGAUUUAGUUUUAUAAAGGAAAUGUCCAGAG